AUGCCAGCUGAUAUAUAUAGUGUUUGGGGGCCAUUCAAAACUGAUCACGCGGAUAUUAUUUUUAAGAAAAAACUUCAAGCAGGUACCUCCCAGUUUUUAGAUGAAUUGGGUACAACCUACCAAAAUUGUAUAGUAGAAGCGUUUGAGGAUCAUCUUCUCAGGUAUUUUUAUUAUCGUUUACAAAACAUAUUCGUGCGGUUAUGGAUCCUUAUUCCAUUAAACUUAUUUCAAAAGAGUGUUGCUAUCAGUACGAAUGCCAAGGGUAACUCUUCGAUGUCAGCUACUCCCGAAAAGGCAUACAAAUGCUUGGAAUAUAUAUUAAAGCAAUAUGAACAAAAUCGUAAUCAAUAUCAUCCAUUUGAUGUUCAAGGUCUACCUCUUCCGAGACUCUUCUCGAUUUUACCAAGCCUACGAUGCACUGGCGCUUUAAAAAAAUAA
This is a messenger RNA of Mucor mucedo, 438 nucleotides long. RefSeq lists its product as uncharacterized. NCBI's taxonomy places the organism in Eukaryota, Fungi, Mucoromycota, Mucoromycetes, Mucorales, Mucoraceae. The record is from RefSeq and is a predicted model, not a curated record. The coding region runs from base 1 to 438 and encodes 145 amino acids. The transcript is spliced from 3 exons.